Messenger RNA from Trematomus bernacchii (emerald rockcod), 4025 nucleotides. It is a transcript of the gene eeig2b, whose product is annotated as family with sequence similarity 102 member Bb. The coding region runs from base 107 to 1243 and encodes 378 amino acids. The transcript is spliced from 11 exons. The record is from RefSeq and is a predicted model, not a curated record. NCBI's taxonomy places the organism in Eukaryota, Metazoa, Chordata, Actinopteri, Perciformes, Nototheniidae.
UUCAACGUCCUCCUCCCACAGCACAAGUAACACUCCGACACAAUGGGGCUGUAAUGUCAGCGACGGGCGAGAUUUGAGCAUCUUCUCAAGAGUACUGAAUCAGUGUAUGGAUUUAAUGAUGAUGAAGAAGAAGAAAUUCAAGUUCAAGGUGGAUUUUGAGCUGAACGAGCUUUCCUCGGUCCCCUUUGUGAACGGUGUCCUCUUCUGUAAAGUCCGGCUGCUGGACGGCGGGUUUUCAGAGGAGUCAUCUAGGGAGCCAGUGCAUGCCAACAGUGUACGAUGGAGGAAACGGUUCUCUUUCCCCUGCAAGAUGAGUGCCAAUGCAGGGACGGGUGUACUGGACCCUUGUGUGUGCCGUGUGUCUGUCAGAAAGGAGCUGAAAGGUGGAAAAGCAUUUGCAAAGCUUGGUUUUGCAGAUCUGAAUUUAGCAGAGUUUGCUGGCUCAGGGAAUACAACUCGCAGAUGUCUGCUGGAAGGCUACGAUACCAAAAAUACUCGCCAGGAUAACUCCAUUCUCAAGGUCAUCAUCAGUACACAGCUCAUGUCAGGAGACCCCUGUUUUAAAACGCCCCCCUCCACAGCCACAGUGAUCGGGAUCCAGGGUGAUGGAGAGAGCCUGCUGGAGGAGAGGAGAGGAGGCGACUCACAGAAAGGAUGUUCUGCAGAGAGUCGAGAAGGGAAGUGUCCUGUUGUUUCCGAUGAACUCGGGGGCUGUGGCCACUCCCGAACAUCCAGCUACGCCAGCCAACAGUCCAAACUCUCAGGAUACAGCACAGGUCACUCCCGCUCCUCCAGCAUGUCAGAGUUCAGCCACCGGAGAAACCACUCAGUGGGUAGCGCCUCGACGGGCAUCGGUAGCAUCCCAGAGCCAAGCGACGACCGAGAGUCCAGACCCUGUCCAGCUCUACCUGAACACCCGGUCCCCCCUGCAACCACUAGCAACUCAGCGGGGACACCUGUACGGAGCGCCUCGUCCUGUGAACGCCUCAACAGACACCCUGUGAAGCAGGACUCUAUGGAGUCUCAGCUGAAGAGAAUGGACGACACGCGGGUCGAUGCUGACGAUGUUGUGGAAAAGAUUCUCCAGAGUCAAGACUUCACACCAAGCCUACUAGACUCCAGUGCUGAAGAGGAAGGCUUACGCCUGUUCGUCGGCCCUGGGGGAAGCACGGCGCUGGGAAGCCAUCACCUCCCCACCAGGGUUGGUGCUGGAGCGUACGAGCAGGUGGUGAUAAAGCGUUAAGACCUGCAGCCUCAAAGAUGGGGAUUCACACCGAUGACAUCGAGGCAAGCCUGUGUCGAUAUCAAUCUGCAUUCCUACAGCGCGCCUGAUCACUCUGAACGGUUGACAUGACAACAGCGCCCUCCUGUGUUCAUAUGUCUUUUUCGACACUGUAGCUCCCAGAGAAGGUGAACAUACAGAUAUGAUAUUGAAAAAAUAACAUGUAACGAAAACUGUCCACGCCUCAUUUUCUAGGUGUUUCUAGACUAAUCUUUUUGAGGUCACACUUUAUCAGUGAGCAUUCAAACCAAACCCAUUUUAAACGUUUAGGAACUUGAAGACGACAAGUUAUUGAUGUGGGCAUCAUGGCACUGAAAUUCACACUGAAGAGGAGUAUGCAAUGCGCUUUCAAUACAUUCCUUUAGUCUCUCAGUGUUUGUUUUAGGCUUCCUUUUCAAAUAGGGUGUUCUUUUUAAUAUUCACCUAUACGCUGCUUAAACGUUGUAGUUGUUGGCACUCUGAUAACAGUUUUGGAAGUUGAGAAUAUUUUACUACAAAGAAGAGGCAUCAGCUAUUUGACGAGUGAACGCGUGUGUGAAUGUGUUUGCUAUGUGGCACAUUUUAUAAUUAGCAGUAACACAAUCUCUUGUAAGAAUUGCUGUAUUGGUACUUUCAAAGAGAAAUUGGGAGAACAUAAGAAUUUGCUGACUUAGUAUUUGUUUGCUGAGCACUAUUUUGGUAAAUCCUGCAGAAAUAAUCUGCCCUACAAAGGCAAGCGCAGAAUCAAUACAUUUGUUCAGAACUUGGGUUUUCAAAUCUAGAUUUUAGGACAAUAACUGACAUCUAAGUAAUUCAGUUUCUUGAUCUCACUCUCUCAGCACAUCUUAAUUACCUCCAUCUUUGCCUUUUACUUAUAUUUAGGUGCGUUGGUGUUACUAAGCUACCUUAAAAUCACAUAUAUAAAUGAUUUCACUAUAAAUAUAUUAUAACAGAACAAACAGAAAUACAUUUAUCUUAUAUAAUCUAAAGACUAUAAACAUUUAACAAAGAUUAAAAGUUUAAAAGGAAAAUAAAGCUGAAAUAACACAUAAUGAUGGUACAAACUGUUUUCCUCUCAAAAUCCUCUAAAGAUUAUCCAAACACCAAGUACAGUAUCUGUUUUUAUUUUUGCCCUUUUUUGUAUUAUCUUAAUCCUAUGGCAACUAAUUUUAUUGGUAAUAUAAUCCGCCUUAAUUGUUAAAAUGAAGGACGGUAUUACAACUUUGUUGUCUGUUAAGCAGUUUGCCUUUCUUCUCAAGUGACAGCUGUCUGCCUUUGUAGGGCUGUAAAUAGAGAGCAUAAAAAGGGGCUUCUAUGAUAAAAACGACUAUAAAAAGGGCAUAUAUCUAAUGCCCAGCUUUUCUGCUAUGUGUCUAAUGUAUAACUGCUUAGCGAGGUUAACUACAUCUUUCUGAGCUGGCCUGUUGACCAGGAAGCUACCAUCUGUGAACAAAUGGAAGAUCCUGUGACGUACUAACAAUUCAACCUGUGUAACUGACGCAUAUCGUAAUUUGUAUCACUCAAGGAUUGUACAGAGAAAGAUUGUAAAGUGAAGGACUAGUUCAGUAAUCCACUGCCAUGAAGAAAAUACUCAACUGCACCUGUUUUUAGAUAAAAAAACAUGUGUAUCUUUACCUCAGAACAUCUGAACUGUAAGAACAGUCCGAUUAACCGACGCAAUCAAUACAUAAACGAUUAGUGCUCAAAUGUGAUCAAACAAUAUAAAUCUACUGAAAAUGUCAUCCAGCCUAAUAGGAGAUUAGGUGCACAAUGUAUUCAGUUCAUAAGCAAAUUAGCCAAAGUACACAACACACUGUUAUUAUCUUGACAGCCCUAUGCAUAAUGAGAAUAUUAGCCGCUUUAUAACUAGUGAUAACAGACCGUACAGUAUCUGUAAUAUUCUGUCUCCCGUCAUAAGCCAUAGUAGAGGUAGGAUACCUCCUCUUCUAGAUAAACUACUUGUUAUAUCAAUAUCCGCACAAGCUUCAUCAGUGUAUGGUGUUUUAACUAUACGUCAGUGUUCUGUUUUUACGUUGGUGUGUUCUGCAUGAUUAAGACGUCCUUUUGUUGGCUUGCAGAACUUGACACAUAUUCAUAUAUGUCCUAAUUUGAUGUCGUGCCAUCUUUUAAUCUGAAUAUUGAACACAUCGAAGGAACCAUUUUGCUUGCCUAUUCAGCAUGUAGGAAAACAUUUUGUCGUCAUGUUAACAGCAGAUAUCUGCACCGUGUAUGAUGUAACUGUAAAUCCAUGUUUUCAUUUUGUGUUUUUCAUUUUUGGUAUGGUGUAAAUGUCCCAUGUUGAAAUCUCAUCUAUAAAAGAAAACUUUUUCUUUUUUAUCAUGAAUUGCUGAUAUUGUGCCAUAUUUUUGCUAAAUAUUGUAUUGUUUGGAAAACAAAUGUUCUCACUGCAUAAGACAGUGUUAAGUUUAUGAUUUAUGGUAACCAAAUAUCAACUAUUGGAAGUUUAUUUUCUUUUUUUAAGAUAAAAUAUAUUGAGUUUUACCUGUGAUCAUCAGGUGUGAUUAUCUUGGUACCGAACAUGUUGUUACAGACAUGGUUUCUUCUUCUCUUCUGUGAAGCUGUUGUCUAUAUAAAACUGUAAAGUGUAUUCUCCUGUGAAGUGGUGUUCUGCGCUGUUAUGACACUGUCCAGUGUUUCCUGUUACAGACUUGUGCUUUUGACCAACAUUUGCUUCCUAUACGAGUAUACUGGAUGCUUCAAAUGUGUACAUGGCACUGUUGAAUAAAACUGUUAAAAACCUUGA